CGUUCGAGCAAAGUAAACAAGAUACGCGAACAUAAUGGCAGGCAUUAAGCACCUGGUCAUGGCCAAGUUCAAGGAAGGCGCACCGGUGGAGCAACUGGUGCUAGACUUGAAGAAACUUGCCUCAGAGAUGGACAUCGUCAAGUCCUUCGAAUGGGGAGAGGACGUGAUGAAAGACGAGAGGUACAACCAUGGAUUCACGCAUGUGUUCAUCUUGACGUUUGACAGCACCGAGGACGUGGCGGAGUACAUGAAGCAUCCAGGACACGUCGAGUACGGCAAGAAGUUUCGCGCGGCAGUUGAGAAGAUCUUGGCAGUGGAUUUUCCGGUUGUCGUCGAGAAGACUGCAAUUGCUUGAUAUUUUAAGCCGAUGAAUGGAGGUUUCAGAAUAAUGGAUCUGAUUAAUGAAUAAGUCGCAGAGAGAAGGUUAAUGAAUCAAUGCAUGCAUGUAUGGAUGAUAACCUUUCUUUAAUUUUAUGUGUCUCUGCCAUACUUGGAUUUUAUGUACAAUUUAGUUUUUUUUCAUCAGAUAUCGUGACAAGAUUGUAGGAUAUAAUAAAAAAUAGAGCUAACCAUAAAAUGAGGUGUAAAUUAAGGUAGAUUUGUAUA
Molecule: messenger RNA, 606 nt
Organism: Zingiber officinale
Lineage: Eukaryota; Viridiplantae; Streptophyta; Magnoliopsida; Zingiberales; Zingiberaceae
Product: stress-response A/B barrel domain-containing protein At5g22580-like
Exons: 2
Coding region: 35-355 (106 amino acids)
Source: RefSeq, a predicted model, not a curated record